UGACAUAAGCCCUUGUCUACCGGCGAGAAUAGAAAGAAAGACGCUUCGAGAGAGAUCGUUCUCCGUUAAACCCUAGUAGAGAGUAUACGUCACAACAUGGCUUUCUUAAGUAAAGUUGGAAGGAUAUUUAGGCAGACUAGCGCCCAUGUCACUGCCUCUAACUCAAUGCUACAGAGCAUCCGUUGCAUGUCUUCCUCAAAAAUCUUUGUUGGAGGUAUCUCCUACAGCACUGACGAGUUUGGCUUGAGAGAAGCUUUUAGCAAAUAUGGAGAAGUUGUUGAUGCCAAAAUUAUUGUGGACCGUGAAACUGGUAGAUCAAGGGGUUUUGCUUUCGUAACGUUUACUUCAACCGAGGAGGCUAGUAAUGCCAUGGAAUUGGAUGGACAGGACCUUCAUGGUCGAAGAAUAAGGGUGAACUACGCUACUGAAAGAGGAAGUGGAUUUGGAGGAAGGGGAUUCGGUGGUCCUGGUGGUGGCUAUGGGGCUCCAGCUGGUGGUUAUGGAGGCGGUGGUGGUGGUGGUUACGGUACUCCAUCUGGUGGUUACGGAGGUGGCUCUUCUUAUGGUGGAAAUGCUGGUGGUGGUGGUUAUGGAGGUAACUCUGCAUAUGGUGGCAAUGCCGGUGGUGAUGGUUAUGGAAGCAACUUUGGUGUCGCCGGUGGUGUUGGUGGAAGUGACAACUUUGCACAAGGCAGCUCUUCUAGUGCUGGCUUUGAUGACAAGUUUAGCAGCGACGUACCACUAGGCAAUGAUACGGACCAUCAGCUUGAAAGCGGUGAACAGUUUGGUGGCAGUGACAAUCAAUUUGGUGACUCAGAGAACCGUCAAACAGAGGUUGGCCCAGAUGGGUUUGAUCAGACUGACGAUGGUGAUGUUGCCAAGAGAGCUUAAUCUCUCCAUAAUGUUGAGCCUCUGCAGUUUCAGAAUAAACUUAUGGAAGUUUCUUAAUUUAUGUUUUUAAAGUUUGGGGUUGUUUAUCAUGUAGAAACCUCUAUUGUUGGUUGGUUUUUAAUGUUUUCUGGCAUUUGAGGCUCCUAAAUAAAAAUUGUAACAACUUAAUAACACUCUUAUUCUAGUUGAGAUUUUCGACUAGAGACUACCAGUUCAAUUGGUUAAUAAGAUCUUCGAAACCGAAA
Brassica rapa (field mustard) is the source of this 1136-nucleotide messenger RNA. RefSeq names its product glycine-rich RNA-binding protein 5, mitochondrial. Lineage: Eukaryota; Viridiplantae; Streptophyta; Magnoliopsida; Brassicales; Brassicaceae. Gene Ontology annotation, molecular function: RNA binding. The record is from RefSeq and is a predicted model, not a curated record.